CAUACUCAAAAGAAAACUAAAAAAAAAGAAUUUGAGGCGGACCAGUCAUUUUCACCUUUGUUUAAAAUAUUAUAAGACUAUCUUUGAAUGAACACUAGUGGGAGGUCGUUUCAUUAGGAGAUAAAGCCUACAAUGUGUAUCUGUACAAUUGUCUUGGUUUGUUUGGCAUGUUCGUCAAUUGUAUUUGGUCAACCGAAUCCACUCGCAGGCUAUGACACCAGCGGCUCAUUUGUGGAUCCAAAUCAAUCAACGGACCCAUACAGUCCUAAUGCACCAAUGGCCCCACAUGGUCCUAAUGCACCAAUGUCUCAGCAUGAUCCUAAUGCACCAAUGUCUCAGCAUGAUCCUAAUGCGCCAAUGUCUCAGCAUGAUCCUAAUGCGCCAAUGCUCCAGCAUGAUCCUAAUGCACCAAUGUCUCAGCAUGAUCUUAAUGCACCAAUGCCUCAGCAUGAUCCUAAUGCACCAAUGUCUCAGCAUGAUCCUAAUGCACCAAUGUUUCAGCAUGAUCCUAAUGCACCAAUGCUCCAGCAUGAUCCUAAUGCACCAAUGCCUCAGCAUGAUCUUAAUGCACCAAUGCUACAGAAUCCACCAAUGGAUACCAACCAACGUCCUGCCGAUUCAGCUAUGUUUUAUGAUUCUAACCAGCCACCACUUGACCCGGCGCUACAGGUUAUGAACCCUUCAUCGGUGAAAUCAGGACCAACCAAUAUGGGUCCCGACCCGACAACCAAUCAAGUGAUGUCACCGGGCCGAGCGGGAGCGUCAGGGCCGGUGGACUUAAUAAGUAUGGCAUCUGAUAUGGCCGCAGGUACUAGCGGGACAGACCGGUCAGCAGCAGGACAAACAGGGGUGUUCGUGGGAGGAACACCACCAGCGGGAGCGGAUAUCCCGGUAAACAUGGCUGCCCGUAGCCUGCAGACGCCAACUCGCCAGAUGCAGACGGGAGACCGCCAGCGAGGCGCGUUCAUGACUGGACAGUUCGCACGCCAACAAGGCAUGCGCAGUGGCGGACCACUGGAGAGAUUUCUCAUGAUGAGAAAACCCAAACAGCAACCAAAACGUAACAACUUUGUGCCACUCCUGUUCAUGAUGAUGAAUGGAGGAGGAGGAGAAGGAAUACUUCCUGUCUUACUAAUGAUGAUGAUUGGAGGCGGGAAUAACAUGAAUCCCAUGAUGCUGCCCCUAUUGAUGCAAAUGAUGCAAUAACGAUACAUCAGCUUCUUGCUGGCUGUGAUUAUGAUGUUUUGCCUCCACAUCCGGGCUCAACCGAACUCUAAAAGACGGUGGCAUUUUAUGUGACGCCUCUUUUGUAUAAAGCUGCAUAAUAUGUUAACCUUUGCAUAAAAACAAGUGGCAUGUGUAUGGUCAGUGGUCUGUAUAAAUAGGUUUUGUUUGUUGUGCUCAUAGAUUAAAACGCUCCAGGAUUCCCCCCCCCCCCCCAAUAAAAACCCAAACGAAAAUAACACUCACACCCCAACACACACACACCCCCCCCCCCCCCCCCCACUCCAAAAACAAAACCCCCACCAAAAACAACAAUAAUAAUAUCGAAUGAUCACAAUCAGCUUUAUUGCUUUGUAGAAUCUAGGGUGGGAUAUUAAGAUAGGAAAGGGGAAUUUGUUCAACGACAUUGUAAACGACGUCUAUUUGGUGUUAACAUAUGGUUAUUUCGACAUUGUAAACGACGUCUAUUUGGUGUUAACAUAUGGUUAUUUCGACAUUGUAAACGACGUCUAUUUGGUGUUAACAUAUGGUUAUUUCGACAUUGUAAACGACGUCUAUUUGCUGUUAACAUAUGGCUAUUUCGACAAUGUAAACUUUAUCUAUUUGGUGUUGAACAUAUGGUUAUUUCGACAUUGUAAACUUUGUCUAUUUGGUGUUAACAUAUGGUUAUUUCGACAUUGUAAA
This is a messenger RNA of Gigantopelta aegis, 1908 nucleotides long. RefSeq names its product putative cuticle collagen 145. The coding region runs from base 133 to 1206 and encodes 357 amino acids. The record is from RefSeq and is a predicted model, not a curated record. NCBI's taxonomy places the organism in Eukaryota, Metazoa, Mollusca, Gastropoda, Neomphalida, Peltospiridae. The transcript has 6 exons.